AUGGACGUUUUAAUGUUCAUGCUAAUGCCACCAGGCCCUUGUGCACACGUUAUUAGUCAGUCCUUUAAACAAAGAGUAGAUCCAGAAGGGUACGAUUGGACACAAGUAAGCAAAGAAAUGCGUGAAUUAUAUUGGGAAGAGUUUCAGAAAAAAUGUUGUUGGGAUGAGACAAUAGACUCGCUGGUGAGAAAAGCUUGGGCAAGGAAAGUGACACAAAGUUAUCGUCAAUAUCUCUUCAACAUGAGGAGCCCAAAAAGAAAAAAACAUGGCUUUAAACCAGCUCAUAUUUCACAGGAAGUCUGGAACUCCUGUCAAUUAAAAUGGAAUACAGAAGAAUACAAGCUAAAGUCUAAGCAGAACAAGAAAAAUAGGCGUAACAGUGUGGCUGAUGGAGUAGCAAAACCCACACAUAACGCUGGAACCGCAUGUCAUUUGAAGAUAGCUUUUGAUUUUAAGAGGAAAUUAGGACAUGAGCCACCCCAUAGUGAAUUGUUCCUGUAUACACACACUAAGAAUCAUGUUAAAGUCACUUUCACAAAUGAAAAAGAUAGACAAAUUCAUGCGGCCUAUAUAGAAAAACGGGAAGAGUUGGAAGCUAAAGGUGUUGAAUUUGAGGAGGACAAGCUAUUUUAUGCUGUUGUUGGUGGUCAUGAUAAAAAAAGAAGACUUUAUGGAUUAGGCUCUUUUGCAAAGAAGAAACGAGGGAACUUGUUGCUAAAAAAACAGCAAAACGAAGAGCUUAAAGAAAUGAUGAACGCCCAACAAGAGGAAAACAAAGCAAGGAUCGGGCAUCUUGAAAAACAACUUCAAACGACAUUGGAUCUUAUUAAUGUCGUUACAAAACAACAAGAGUAG
This is a messenger RNA of Lactuca sativa (garden lettuce), 855 nucleotides long. RefSeq lists its product as uncharacterized. The record is from RefSeq and is a predicted model, not a curated record. NCBI's taxonomy places the organism in Eukaryota, Viridiplantae, Streptophyta, Magnoliopsida, Asterales, Asteraceae.